Xyrauchen texanus (razorback sucker) is the source of this 9824-nucleotide messenger RNA. It is a transcript of the gene col7a1l, whose product is annotated as collagen type VII alpha 1-like. Bases 271 to 9312 code for a protein of 3013 amino acids. Gene Ontology annotation, molecular function: protein binding; serine-type endopeptidase inhibitor activity. The record is from RefSeq and is a predicted model, not a curated record. NCBI's taxonomy places the organism in Eukaryota, Metazoa, Chordata, Actinopteri, Cypriniformes, Catostomidae. The transcript is spliced from 111 exons.
GGAUUAUUACAGUAGAAUAACGGAUCUCCAGUGGAUUGGGUCUGAUUGAAAAGGACAGCUGCUGAUUUUGCAUUUGAGAGGAGGAUCAUGGUGCUAGGUACCGUGGGAGAGAUAAAAGGGAGAGAGGUUUGCAGCUAAAUAAAGCAGGGAAUAAGCCUGUCUAAAACAACAGUCCAGGGAAGAGGAUCUGUCAGCAGAGAGAUAAGAAGGGGAGGACAGAGCACGAAAGAGAAAGACAGAGGACGAGAGAGAGAGAGAGCGAGAGAGAGAAUGGGAUAUUAUGCCGUAUGGAUCUCCCUCUUGUCCCUGUCUCUCUCCUAUCAAAGCAUCACUGCAGAGGCUGAAGAAUGUCGCACAGCCAUGCCUGCAGAUAUUGUGUUCCUGGUUGAUGACUCCUGGUCAGUGGGCCCAACCAGCUUCCAGCAUAUCAAAGAGUUUGUAGCUGACAUCAUCAGAGCAUUUCAGGGCAGUGAGGUUGGACCAGAGGGCGUUCGAUUUGGAGUGACAGUCUUUGCAGACAUGCCUAGGAUGCGUAUAGCUCUGACGGAUUAUUCGACUCUGGAUGAGGUGUUGAGGGCUGUGGAGGAGGUGUCGUAUGAGGGAGGAAACAGUCGCACUGGUCUGGCAUUAGAAUUCCUAGUAGAGUCUGUCUUUAGUGCCUCCAUCAUCAGAGACAAUGCCCCAAAGAUUGCUGUUCUGAUCACUAAAGGCCAAACGGAUGAUCCGAUUGAUGGUCCAGCUAAAGCUGUAACAGACAGUGGAAUAUCCCUGUUUGCUGUGGGGGUGAGGAACGCCGAUCGGUCCAAUCUCAGGAAGAUUGUUACAGAACCUCAUGAGGAACAUCUGAUGCUCAGCCCAGAUUUCUCUUUCUUGGAGCACCUGCUGCCCAAACUCUCCCGCCGCAUCUGCUUCACUGCAUCAGAACCUCCACGGCCCGUCAAAAAAUAUCCACAAGUGGUGGAGAGGAUAGUGGGUCCUAAAGAUCUGCAGGUGAUUGAGUUGAGUUACAGCUCUCUGCAGCUGAGCUGGAGUCAGGCCACGGGAGAUGUUACCGGCUACAGGCUGCUCAUCACCCCUGUGUCUCCAAAGGGCCAUCUGCUUCCAGCACAGCAGAGACAGAUUGAUCUGAAGGGAGAUGUUGGGAGCACGCAAGUAUCCGGUUUGAGUCCCAAGACUGAGUACUCUCUCACUGUAUAUGCCAUCUACCAUGGACGCAUAGGAGAAUCUGCCAGUAUUAUCACAGAAACCACUCCUGUGCCACCAGUUGCCAACUUCCGUUUGAAUGACGAAGGGCUGUUCUCUUUACGCCUGGGAUGGACACCUCCUCUUGGAAAAGUGGAUGGAUAUAAAAUCUACAUUCCAAGAUCGGACAGACCCGGGCUCAUUUAUGAGCAGAUGCUGAGGGGUGACACCUCCUCUCACAUGAUUGACACUUUAGAAGAGGACAAAGAUUACACUGUCAGCAUCUAUGCCAUCUAUCCCGAGGGCCCCAGUGAACCUGUGUCAAUAGUUGGAAGAACACUGAAACUGGUCCCUGUUGAGAAACUGCUGGUGCAGAACGCCACCACAGACACAGUUCAGGCGAGAUGGUCAUCUGUCAGAGGGGCUACAGGAUACAGACUCACCUGGUCAUCAUCUGAGGGACACAUAGAAAAUGUGAACCUGGGAGACAACUUUAAUUUCUACAUGGUGCAGGGCCUACAUGCUGGCACAGAGUACACCAUCACCAUCAACCCCAUCUUUGUGGACAUUGAAGGGCCUGUUACCUCUGACAAAGCCAUGACAUUGGAAAGCAGUGCAGUACAGACCCUGAGAGCCUCUGCAGUUAGCACUAGCAGUGCCGUUACCUCUUGGAACGCUGUGCCUGGAGCCACAGGAUACAGACUGGCCUGGGGCCCAACUUCAGAGUUUGUAGGGAUAGAUCGGCCCAGACAGCUGGCCCUCAACGGCAGCACUACUGAACAUAUUUUGAAGAAUCUGGUUCAUGACACAGAGUACGUGCUCUCUCUCUACGUGCUGUUUGGAUCUGCGGUUGGACCGGGCAUCACUGCUACAUUCAAGACCUCACCUCUCGGAUACGUCUCAAAUUUUAAAGUGACCUCAUACACCAGCUCUUCCAUCGAUGUGGAAUGGAGCCCUAUUGUAGGGGCCACAGAAUACAAACUCACCUGGAGUUCAGAAUUUGUGCGCCCUCAGAGUCGUUAUCUUGACCGCAGCAUUUUACGGCACAGCAUCCCUGGUCUUGAGCCAAACACCCUUUAUUCCAUCAGCAUUCAAGCUCUCUACAGCAACACAGAGGGGCCAGAAAUCACUCUCUCACAGCAAACAGCAUCUUUGACGGACUCUGAGCUGAUUGAAACAGUUCGGGAUGUAAAAGUGGUCGACAUCGGUGCCAGCUCAUUCAAACUAGCCUGGAGGAAAAUGCCAGGCGUCACUGGGUACAAGAUCACCUGGAGCCCCUUCCAAGGUGGUGAAAAGAAGAGUGAGGUUGUAUCUUCUUCUACCACAUCCUUCACCAUCACUGAUCUGCCUGCCAGCUCCGCCUACAAGAUCCAGGUGUCUGCUGUGGUCAUGAGCAAAGAGGGAAGCCCAGUCAUGGUGACCGCCCGUACCUUGGAUCUGCCUAAAGUGACUGGAUUUAGUGCUCUAAACAUCACAGACAGCAGCUGUGUAAUGAACUGGACCAGUGUGAGUGGAGCCUCUGGAUAUCUGCUGUCCUGGAGACACAUAUCAGAAGUUGAGAUCUCCACUGAGCUGCUGAGCUCGGCUUUCACUUCCUACAAGAUCCGAGAUCUCCAGUAUGGGAGAACCUACAUCUUUUCCAUCAGACCUCUUUAUGGGGAAGUGGAGGGCCCUCUCACAACAAUCACUAAAAGAAUCUUGGGUGCUCCUCAUCUCAUUCCUGUUCUGAGUGCCACACCUGCCCCUGUCUCAGCUAAUACCAAAAGCAAUGAUCUCCACCUCCACACCACAACCAGAAACACCUCCACUCCAGUGCUCAAAGCACCCAGCACACCCACCAGCACUCAGAGACCUGCAGUGAGGCCUCAGAUCACAAUUGGCCAAAUGGCCGCAGCACUGACCAGAAUUACCACAGCAAAUGACCAAACCACCCUGUCCAUAGAGACCCCCCCACCUGGACCAGUGUGUGGCAGGGUGAAGGCAGACAUUGUUUUUCUGGUUGAUGAAUCCUGGAGCAUUGGUACUAAUAACUUUGGUAAGCUAAAGGACUUCCUCUUCAGAAUUGUCACCUAUUUCCCCACAGUAGGAUCUAAAGGAACGCAGAUAGCAGUGGUUCACUAUAGUGAUCAGCCCAGGAUCGAGUUCAACUUUAACACUCACAAAGACCGGAAUUCAGUUCUGAGAGCACUCAGAGAAGUCCACUAUGGAGGGGGGAACACAAAAACGGGUCGUGGGAUCAGCUAUGUCCUCAGGGAGCUGUUUCAGGAAUCUCUGGGUAUGAGACAAGAAGUUCCUCACGUCUUAGUGCUGCUUACAGAUGGAAGAGCACAGGAUGAUGUAGAGCCGCCCUCGAGAAUUGCACAUGCUCUUGGUGUCAGUGUGCUGGCCAUUGGAAUCGCUCACGCUGAUAUUGAUGAACUGAGGAAGAUCGCGUCCCCCACCACAUACAAGAACAUCUUCUUCGCCAGUGACUUUGACGAUCUGCCGUCCAUCGAGAGAGAGUUUAUCAGAAGCAUCUGUAGCGAGGCCUUACAAUCAGAGUUCAAACGAGACUAUGAGUCUGCUGAACUGGACACACUUACGAGUGACCCAGAGGCUCUCUCUAAACCAGAAGGGCCCUGUCUGCUUAGCUGCAAGGGUCAGAAGGGGGAGAAGGGCGAUGGAUUUGGUCAUGGCGGCCUGCGACUAAAGCAAGGCCCAGGAAAUUAUGACUCAUUCUCUCUAAAGGUCAAAGGGGACAAAGGUGAGAGGGGUCUUCCCGGAACAGAUGGCAUCCCGGGAUUACCAGGACGACCGGGUAGAACUGGACCCCCUGGUUCUCCUGGACUGAGGGGGUCACCUGGAACUUCUGGCGAUAUGGGACGUCCUGGUAAUACUGGACCAAAAGGGCAGAGAGGAGAGAGAGGAGAGCCAGGCUACGUAAUGGGAGGCAUGGAGGUUCUUCCAGGGCGUAAAGGGGAACCUGGAUCCUCUGGCCCCUCAGGUGCUCCAGGUGUCCCAGGGGUAUCAGGCCCUCCAGGAUUGCCUGGUCAGCCUGGACCUCCGGGGUCUACUGGACUCUCUGUCAAGGGUCAGCCUGGAGAACAUGGUCUUAAAGGUCCACGUGGGAAACAAGGUCCCAAAGGAGAAAAGGGGGAGCUGGGGAAUAAUGGUUUAGCAGGUUUGCCAGGGCCUGUGGGAGUAGAUGGGAUCCCAGGACUACCUGGUAAAAAGGGGCAGAAGGGAGAGGAAGGCAUUGGAAUUCAAGGUGGUCAAGGGCUGCCAGGGCCAGAUGGAGAAAAGGGUACUACUGGACUACAAGGCCCAAAGGGUGAAUCAGGACUCCAAGGAGUCCAGGGAAUCAUAGGCCCUCGGGGCAAAAAGGGACUUAAAGGCGAUCAAGGUGACAAGGGUGAACGUGGAGAGAUGGGGCCAAUCGGACCUCCAGGAAUUGCAGGUUUGCCUGGAGUUGCUGGACAAAAGGGUGAUGAGGGUCAGCGUGGCACUCCAGGCGAACCAGCUAAAGGGAUUCUUGGUCCUCUGGGGAAAAAGGGUGCCAGGGGUGACAUUGGGCCAGUUGGCCCACCUGGACCACAAGGGAUCAAAGGAGACCAGGGAGAUAAAGGGGAAAAGGGCAACCCUGGAUUUGGGAUCCCUGGUCAACCUGGCCCCAAAGGAGAGAGUGGAGAAAGAGGUAAUGUUGGAUUAUCAGGGAAACCAGGGCCUAAAGGCAACGAUGGGCCUAAAGGAGAGAAAGGGGACGUUGGUUUCCCAGGCUUCCCAGGAUCUCCAGGACUAAUAGGUAAAGAUGGUGUGCCAGGCUCGAAAGGGGAGGUGGGACCAAGGGGAGAAUCUGGUUUGCCAGGAGAGCCUGGAGAGAGAGGUGUCAAGGGCCCUCUUGGUCUUCCAGGACGACCAGGUGACCUUGGGAAAAAAGGCGAUCCCGGGAAAUUAGGGUUACCGGGUCCAGAGGGACACAAAGGAGAGAGGGGCGAGCCGGGAAAGCCAGGGCCACCGGGAGAAUCUCAAUUCACCAUGUCAGACAACAACAUUCUCACCAGGGCUAUUAAGGGUGAGCCAGGUGAGCCGGGUCUCCCGGGACUCCGUGGGGAGACAGGACUUCCUGGGCCUCCUGGUCUUGAAGGUAAACCAGCAUCUCCAGGAAAUGUAAUGUUUGGAUCUGGCACUGGAAGAGAUGGUCUGGAUGGUCUACCUGGAAGGCCUGGAUCUAAGGGUGAACCAGGACAAAAGGGUGACCCUGGACCAAAAGGAGAAAAGGGAGAUUCUGGAUGGGCUGGGAUUACUGGUAUGCCUGGUUUACCUGGAACACCUGGGAAGCCUGGUGUUGAUGGGAAGCGUGGGAUGGCUGGAAAAGAUGGAGAACACGGACCCAAGGGUGAUGAAGGAGCAAAGGGUGAAAAAGGUGAACCUGGUGUUAAUGGAAAUGAAGGUAAAAAAGGAGAGCCAGGAUCUCCAGGCUUGCCAGGUCCACCUAUUGUUCUUCAAGAGGGUAUGUCAAUUGAGGACAUAAAAAAGGCAUUUCCCAUACCAAUGGGACCCCCUGGAGUGACAGGUCCUCCUGGGAUAAAGGGAGAGAGAGGAGAGAUGGGUUUGCAAGGAGAGAAGGGUGAUGCUGGCCCACCUGGGAGCAGUAUUGAAUUAAAGGUCUUCAUGGAGAUUGAAGCCAUGUUUGAAUCAUAUGGUAUUAAACUCUCGCUGCUGAAGGCCUUAAUUGACAGGCUGCUUCAGGAUGGUGUGGAGGAGCUUCUUCAUGAUAUCACCACCAACAGAAGAGUCAAAGGAGAGAGACAAGAGACUGACUCCAACAUCAUCACUGAAUACUCUAGCUCAGUAAAGUACAGUCAACUCCAUGAGUCUGAGAUGGAUUUGAUUGAGGAAGAGUCUGAUCUUGAAGAGGGACAGAUGCCUCAACCAAGUCCUGAGUCAGUUGUAGAAACAGAGGUAGGUCCAACUCUUUGGAGCAUCUCUACCAUCCUCAGUAAGGAUGGCCUGAGCAAACCAAAGGGGAGGCUGGCAGAGGACAAUGAAAAGAAGCCUGUAAAGACCAACUUCAGUGACGUAACACCUUCCAGAUUUACUGAAACCAACACUGCCUCUGAGAGGCUGGGUUCUGGAAAGGCAGAGGUAGGUAUGGAGACAGAUUUACACAGUCAUGAGGACACAGGGAAGAAAACAUCUGGAGAGAAGAAGAAAGGCAGAGAAAGGGGAAAGGGAAAAGGAAAUAAAGGACGUCAAAAACGGCAAAGGAAGCGUUUGGAAGACCAAGACAACCUGGAAGAUGAUGCGGAGGAAGCAUCUUAUGAUGAUGAAGAAUACAGCUAUGAAUAUGUGGAUGAGCUGCCCACAGAAGAGCCGUUUCUCACUCAAGAGGAGAGUGGAGGGGAGGAGCUAAAAUACUCUGCAACAACAGCUUUAUACACACAAGAAAAUGAGGGAGAGAACAAAACAUCCCCUCCUCCAACACAGUCUCCAGAAAAGAUUAUACUGACAGCGGGUCCCCUGCUUUCAUCAAGAGUCACAGAGCAGAAGCAGACUGAAACCAUACAAUUGUCGUUACUAAAUACCACACAAACUGAAGAGGAGGGGAACUUGUCUCGCAUUACUGGCCUGGCAGAGGCAAGAUCUAAAGUGAAGAGGAGCGCCCAUUGGCCUGAUCGCAUGGACUACAUGCCUGGGACACCAGGAGGACAAAACCGUUACAAACAAGGACCUAAGUGGUCAACAUCAGGUGCACGAGGCAAAAAGAAGCUAAAUAAAAAGAAGCAAGAAAACAAAGACCCCGAGCCUGUGGAAGAGAUGUAUAGGGAAAGAGAAAGAGGGGAAGACGGGGAGAGAGAGGCAGAUGUUUAUCUUCAGAACAAGCAUGAAAGGGAAAAGAAACAAGUGAUUGAAGAGGAGAGGGGAACUGAGGGACACUGGGACAUGGAGGAAGAUACAGUGACUGAGGCCAGAGAAUACAGUUCAGGUGAUGGAGACGAGGAGACAGGCAGAGAGGAAAUAGGGGAAGACUUAGAGAUAGAGAGGGAGAGAGAGAGACUGGAGAUGGAGAAAGAAAGAAUGGAGCUGGAACGAGAAAGAGAGGAAGAAUUGGAGAGGGAGAGAGAACAAGAGCGGGAGACAGAGAUGAAGCAGGAGGAGCAAGAGGAGAGAGAGAGACAGAUACAGAGGCAAAGAAUGGAAUGGGAGAGACAGCGAGAAAAGAUGGAGAGAGAGAGAAUGGGUGAGAUAGACAGAGAAGAAGACACGGAGUCACAUAUUUCACACUGUGAUUAUUUGAAGGGACCUCCUGGUGACAAUGGAAAUCAAGGCCCCAAGGGGGUGAUUGGUGAGAAAGGCCAGAAGGGAGAGCCUGGAACUGGGCACCGUGGACCCAUUGGUCAAGCUGGUCCACCAGGACAAAAGGGCGAGCCUGGGGAACCAGGACCCACUGGAGCUCAGGGCAUCCAGGGUGUCCGUGGCAACCCUGGCAUCUCUGGGUCACCAGGUCACAGAGGUCAGCCCGGUGACCCUGGAGAGGCAGGUAGAAAGGGUGAUAUAGGAAGACGAGGGAAGAAUGGCUCACCUGGCUCUCCAGGUACACCCGGUCCUCCAGGACAGCAGGGUCCACCUGGCCCACUUGGGGUUAAAGGUGAGAAGGGGGACAGUAUCCCAGGGGAACCAGGAGACAGAGGAAUUGCUGGGCUACAAGGUCGCAGGGGAGCCAAAGGCACUGUUGGUGGAAGAGGGCCUCCAGGUCUCAUGGGUACCAAAGGUCUGGCUGGUCUGAAAGGAGAAAAGGGUGAUAGAGGUGUCCCUGGUAACAGAGGAGAAAAGGGCAGCCCUCUGUCCAUGCCAGGUCCUCGGGGAUACAAGGGGCUAAAAGGAGAACCAGGUGAGCGUGGGUUUCCAGGAUUCGAUGGAGAUAAAGGAGAGAAGGGGGAAGAUGGUCCACCUGGUGCAAAGGGGCUGAAGGGUGAAGCUGGUACCAAAGGAGGCAUGGGGCAUUUUGGUGCACGUGGUCCUGUGGGACAAAAGGGAGAUCCAGGCGAGCCAGGUGCCAAUGGAGAAAAGGGUCGGAAUGGAGAGAAUGGAUUGGAUGGUGAGAAAGGUGAUAAGGGAGACAUGGGCCUGCAGGGUCGAAAGGGGGAUCAGGGUGAGACAGGUGAGCCUGGUGUACCUGGAGAUACGGGAAUUAGAGGAGAAAAGGGCUUCAGAGGUUUCCCUGGUCGUAUUGGGAGCCCAGGACUGGAUGGAGAACAGGGUGACCCUGGGAACCCUGGCACACCUGGCAUCCCGGGACUGAAUGGUAUCCCGGGACGAAAGGGAGAAAAAGGUGAUAGUGGACUGAAUGGUCUUGAUGGACAUCCAGGGCAGAAAGGAGAGAAGGGGGUGACUGGGUUCCCUGGUUUCUCUGGUUUUAAGGGAUCUUCUGGUACACCAGGAUCUAAUGGGGCUGUGGGUCGGUCUGGUCCUGUUGGACCCAAAGGAGAAGUAGGACCGAAGGGAGAGAAGGGGAGGAGAGGCAGAGGAAAGGCCUGUCAGCGGGGACACCCUGGAAUUCCUGGCCUCAGAGGCUUGGAUGGGGACAUGGGAACAUUGGGUAUGAAAGGAGAAAAAGGAGAGCCAGGACUCAGCGUGGAGGCAGUGAAGGAUCUGGUGACAAAGGAGGUGGUUGAGAAGUGUGGAAAGGAUUACCUCCUAAUGGUGAACACCAAUAAUCCAGACGAUGGGAGCAUCCUGAGAGAAGAGAGAGAAAUGGAAGAAUCUGUCUCUCCUUUAAUGUUCACCCUCCCAAAAGUGUGGGCUGAAGAGAAGGAGGAUGAAACCAUAACAGUUCAUCCUGCUGUUUCAAAGUCUGAGCCAACAUUAGCAUAUGGCAACGUUACAAUGGACAGCACAGAGAGAGACGGAGACCCUAAACAGAAGAGACAAGCACUUAAACUCCACUCAGACCCCGCAGCUGAUCUGUGCCUUGAACCCAUGUCUGAGGGCCACUGCACUGAAUAUGUCUUGCUCUGGUACUACUACGCAAGCUCGGGAGAAUGCCGUCCCUUUUUAUAUGGUGGCUGUGGAGGAAACAAGAACCGCUUUAGGUCCAAACAGGACUGUCAGAGUCUAUGUAUUCUGGGCAGGAGAGAUUCUGGGUCCUGAGAAGGAAGCAUCCGACUUUUUAGUCAUCCGACUAAAAAUACUAUUUUUGUACAUUUGUCUUGUCAUACCAUAUGUAUAUUAGUUUUAAUUGAAAUUAUAUUUGGCCAAAUCAAUUGUUCACAAAAUGUUACAUCUACAUCAUGUUUUCGUUUCACUUCUAUAGCACCACACAUUGUUGCACUGUUGUAGAGAUACAUGCUUACCCACAUAUUUCUUACAGAUAGGGCAUUAGUUCUUAUUUAAAUAAUUGUUAGAUGCCUUCAAAAGAAAAUGCACUAUAAAGAUCAUCAACUAGAUGUGUUUAUGACCUGGUCUAAAUUGGAAAUACUGCUUACCAUAUGGUUCACCAUUUUGCACUAAUGGUUCAGUUUAAUCUGACUGUUUUUUAAUAAUAUUUUAGACAAUAAAACAACGAACCAAAUAUAUAUUUUUGAAUGGGCUACAAAGUGAAUGGGUUCCCAAUGGGUGGGUUGAUGUGUGUUAUACAUGUGUGUGCGUGAGAGCAUUUUCAC